Messenger RNA from Dictyostelium discoideum AX4, 1455 nucleotides. RefSeq names its product cytochrome P450 family protein (gene CYP508B1). The transcript is spliced from 3 exons. Bases 1 to 1455 code for a protein of 484 amino acids. NCBI's taxonomy places the organism in Eukaryota, Evosea, Eumycetozoa, Dictyosteliales, Dictyosteliaceae. The record is from RefSeq and is a predicted model, not a curated record.
AUGUUAUUUAAUAUAUUUUUAUAUUUAUUUAUAUUUUGUAUUGUUAGCUCCGGCAUUAAAAAAUAUAAGAAAAUUCAUAAAAAUGAAUUAUCAGGACCAUUUCCAAUUCCAUUACUUGGAAAUUUACAUCAAUUAGGAAAAGAACCACAUUAUACAUUAACAAAAAUGCAUAAUGUUUAUGGUGAAAUUUUUAGAUUACAUUUUGGUGAUGUUUAUACAGUUGUAGUUUCAGAUCCAAUUUUAAUUAGGGAAAUGUUUGUUGAUAAUCAUGAAAAUUUUAAAUAUCGUCCAUUAUUACCAACAUUUAAAUUUGGUGCUGGUGGUGAUCACGGUUUAUCAUUAUCAAAUGAACGUUGGGAAAGAACUAGAGAAUUAGUACAAAAUGCAAUGAAAAGAACAUCAAUUAAAAAGAUUUAUGAUAUGUUGGAUAGCCAAGUUUAUGAAUUAAUUAAAUCAAUGAAACAGUAUCAAGUCACUGGUAACCCAUUUGAAAUUCAUUUAUAUGCACAACGUUUUACAUUAUCAAUAAUGUUUAAAUAUAUUUUUAAUGAGGAUAUUUCAUAUGAUGAGGAUAUUACCAAAGGCAAGAUAGCAGAAUUGGUUCAACCAAUGGACCAAAUUUUCAAAUCAUUAGGGUCUGGUAAAUUAGGUGACUUUAUAUCAAUCGCUCAACCAUUCUAUUAUCAAUGGUUAAAAUUCUCAGAUAAACAAUUUAAUGGACCAUUUUCAACAGUUAAAAAAUUCAUUUAUAAAAGAUAUUUAGAACAUAUAAAUACAAUUGAUCAUGAUAAUCCACGUGAUUUAAUGGAUUUAUUAAUUAAUGAAUUUUCAAAUGAUAAAAAUUUAAUUCCAACAAUUUUACAAACUUCACUUGAUAUGUUUUUAGCUGGAAAUGAUACAACAGCAGCAAGUAUAAUUUGGUUUGUAUUAAGAAUGCAAGAACAUCCAGAAAUUCAAUUAAAAGCUUAUAAUGAAAUUAAAGAUGCUGUAGGCGAUAGAGAUAGAGUAUUAUUAUCAGAUCGUCCAAAAACACCAUAUUUAAAUGCAAUUAUUAAAGAGAUAUUACGUUUAAAUCCAGUUGGACCAUUUGGAUUACCACAUCGUUCAUCAAAUGAUAUCGUAAUUGGUAAUGGUAAGUAUUUCAUUCCAAAAGAUUCACAAAUUCUUGUUAAUUAUAGAGGUUUAGGAUUCAAUGAAAAAUACUUUGAAAAUCCUUCACAAUUCGAUCCAUCAAGAUUUUUAAAUAAAAAUAAUGAUGCAUACAUGCCAUUUGGUGUUGGUGAUAGAAAAUGUGUUGGUUUACAAUUAGCAGGUGAUGAACAAUAUUUAUCAUUUUCAAAUAUUUUAUUAAAUUUUAAUUUAAAAAAUAUUGGUACACCAGUUUCUGAUUAUGAAGAAUUUGGUUUAACUUUAAAACCAAAUAAAUUUAAAGUAUUACUUGAAUCAAGAAAAUAA